GAAAAAAAUAAAGAAUUUUCAGUUGGUUCACCAUUUAAUGUUAAACAUAAUAUUCAUGUUGAUUAUAAUACUGUUACUGGUUUUGAAGGUUUACCAAGAGAAUGGGAAAUUAUUUUACAAUCAUCCGGUAUUACUAAAGAAGAAGUUUGUGCAAAUUCAGAAGCAGUUCUUGAUGUUUUAGAUUUCCAUAUGAACCAACAACAAAGAGAAGCACAAAUUGCUCAAAUGCAAAAUACUGAUGAAACCAAUGUUUCACUAUACGAUUUAGUAAGUCAAGAAGAUCCAACCAAAUUAUUUGGCGAGGGUUCCACCAAAAUUGGUGAGGGUGCAGCUGGUGAAGUAUUUGUUGUCACUCAACUUAGAACCAAUAAUAAAGUUGCCAUUAAAAAGAUGCCAUUAAAUCAACAAAAUAUGAAGUUAAUUGUUACUGAAAUUGGUAUUAUGAAAUCUUGUAAACAUCAAAAUAUUAUCGAUUAUAUUGAUAGUUAUCUUGUAGGUGAUUCAUUAUGGGUAGCUAUGGAGUUUAUGGGUGGUGGCUGUUUAACUGAAAUUUUAGAACAAUUCAAUACUGUUAAAUUAAACGAAUCACAAAUUGCUUUUGUUUGUGCAGAGACAUUAAAAGGUCUUGCAUAUGUUCAUAGUCAACAUAGAAUUCAUAGGGAUAUUAAGAGUGAUAAUAUUUUAUUAGGUUCAGAUGGUUCAGUUAAAUUAGCUGAUUUUGGUUAUGCUGCCCAAUUAACCAAAUCUAAACAAAAGAGAGUUACAAUUGUAGGUACACCAUAUUGGAUGGCACCAGAAUUAAUUAGAGGCCAAAACUAUGAUAGAAAAGUAGAUAUUUGGUCAUUAGGUAUUAUGGCUAUGGAAAUGGCCGAAUCAGAACCACCAUACAUGUCUUUCCCACCACUUCGUGCUUUAUUCUUAAUCACAACUAAAGGUAUACCCGAAUUAAAAGAUCAAAACAAAUGGAGCCCAGAGUUCAAAGAUUUCGUAGCCAAAUGCUUGGAUAAGAAUGUUGAAACCAGACCUGACGCUAAAACUUUAUUAAAUCAUCCAUUCUUAAAAACAGCAUGUAACAGUAGUGGUUUAGUACCAGCAAUUAUUGAAGCUAAAAAAGCCAAAGAAGCUCAUAGUAAAUUCUCGAUUCAUUAA
Dictyostelium purpureum is the source of this 1149-nucleotide messenger RNA. RefSeq lists its product as uncharacterized. Gene Ontology annotation, biological process: protein phosphorylation; intracellular signal transduction; regulation of MAPK cascade. The annotation marks the transcript as partial. The transcript is spliced from 3 exons. Gene Ontology annotation, cellular component: cytoplasm. The record is from RefSeq and is a predicted model, not a curated record. Gene Ontology annotation, molecular function: protein serine/threonine kinase activity; ATP binding. NCBI's taxonomy places the organism in Eukaryota, Evosea, Eumycetozoa, Dictyosteliales, Dictyosteliaceae.